Messenger RNA from Dalotia coriaria, 7212 nucleotides. RefSeq lists its product as uncharacterized. NCBI's taxonomy places the organism in Eukaryota, Metazoa, Arthropoda, Insecta, Coleoptera, Staphylinidae. The transcript has 20 exons. Bases 270 to 6614 code for a protein of 2114 amino acids. Gene Ontology annotation, molecular function: protein binding; guanyl-nucleotide exchange factor activity. The record is from RefSeq and is a predicted model, not a curated record. Gene Ontology annotation, cellular component: plasma membrane; nucleus.
UUGCCUCAGCAACAAGGUGUGUGCGUGCUCGUCUAUCAUCUAUUUUAAGCGCCAGUUCUACCUCCAACUUCGCGAGCUUCAACGCGAGUUUCUAGUAUAAUCUAGUCAAAGUUGAUUGAAACUGUGAACAGUGCGAACGGAUAUUGUGACUAUUUUGUGGACACUAGUUAUUAGUGAUGGAAAACGUGCAGACGUCUUGACCCUGUUCAAAAUUCCAAUUUUUGGAGUUGCAUUCAGCUGAAACCAGCAAAAAAUAUUUUACAAUAACAAUGUUGAAGUGGACCGUGGCGAAACGCGACGCGUUUCCACAUUUAGACACAGCGCGCCGCUCGUCGAUGGGCGGGUGUACUAACGCCGCCUCCGCGGCGUCCGUCGGCAGCGCGCAGAAAUCUAAACGCCGGCGAUCGUCCACCGGCCGGCGACGUUCUUCUACAGGUGGCAACCGCCGCCGCAAUUCCCUAUGUCUGGACCUUGACAAAGAAAAUCGCUUUACAUCUACUCCGAUCAAGGACGAGGCCUUCCAGGCAGAUGCCUUCCGGGACGUGAGCAACCUCACACCCAAGGACGCAUCUCGUUCCGCCCGCCGACGCUCUGACUGCAAAAAAUCCCUAUAUUCACCAAAGAAAAAGAAACCCUGCCUGGAAAAGGCGCAUAUUUCGGAAGACUUUCUUUUAAACCUGGAUAAUACCAAUUAUUUCAAACCGUUUGAGGCUGUAGAUUCGCAUAUUGAAGGUUCCUAUCACCCAGCAGCAAAUAAAGAUCCCAUUACGGUUGGAUUGACUGACUGCGGGUGCCAGUAUUCGAAAACUCCCGUCAGCAAACGCUACGCACCUACUUUACCAACAUUUGCGUUGGAUUACUCUCCAACUCCAGCCGUUUGCAAUACCAGCCUAUGCCAGCCAAAAAUUGAUCAUGUUAAUGAUUUUCUGCAAAGGAUAUCGUUGAUAACUUCUCCGGAAGAGUUAAAGUUGAGGUUACCAGGAUACCGGCCCAAACCGAUGGUUCCAAGUCAUAUUGUGGAAACGCCAAGUCUAGUCAAACGCUUCAUCGAUUCCAGGCGCUUUCCAACCCGCAACACCAACGCCAAUGAUUCCAGUUUCAUCAAUGAUCUUUCGCUGGAUAAAAUAGUAGACGCCAUAUUAGAUUCAUCAUCUUCAGAUCCCUCAGGGUCUGAAUCUUCACAGGGAGACCUACCUGAUAAUGGUGAGGAAGAAGAGAACGAGUGCAAUCGCACCAAGGAAGAGAAUUUCAUCAAUGAGCAACAAUGUCGUAGUAGUAACACAUCAGGUACCUCGCGGAUCUCAGGGAGUAGUGUUAUUACAACCUCAACAGACUCAGGCUUCAGAAGUUCCACAACGGAAAUUUCAAAUGAUACCUACAGUAUAUCUUCAAGAAAAACUACAAAAACAACAGAAGAAUUUGAAGAGAAAACAAUGAUUAAUCUUGAAGGUACCUUCAAUGAACGCUGCGUUGAUGUAUCCUCCAGAAAACGUCCAAGUAAUCAAUUUGAUUUAAAAAUUGAAGAACCUCAAUUGAAGAGGCAGAAAUGUAUCAGGCAGAAGAAAACAAAAAAGUUGAACAAUGAUGAGAAGGAGUCAGAAUCAGUCAAUGAUCAUUCAUUUGACUCGGAGGGUACGGAAGGCAUCGAGAUCGAAGAAGAAAAUGCUACUUAUGUGGUCACUAGUCCAGGAAUCAACAGAUCUAUCACAGUUACGAAGGAAUUACAGGAAUACCGAGGCACCAUUGAUUUGGACGUGCAAUACAAGCCUACUGAGAAUGAACUCUGUGUUUCAGUUUUUAGAUGUGCAGACCUAAGGCGCCAGAAUGGGCAGGCUGUAAACGCUUAUAUAAAGGUGGCAUUGGACGAGAGGUGCUCGGACGGCAGGAAGAAGCCCGGCGCCGACGGCAGCAAGCGCGGAGUUUCGUUGCAACGGACCGCCGUACAACCGGAAUCUACGGCACCGCUCUUUGGGCACACGUUCCGCGUGCCCUUGCAACACCAUCCGGACCCUGCGAUGCUCUACGUCGAAGCCUGGCAUCGGGAUCGCACUACAAGACGCAGUGAAUUUCUGGGAUGCGUGUCGUUUGCAAUAAAAGAUGCCCUUACAAAGAAUAUCAAAGGAACGUAUAGAUUAUUACCGCAAUGGUCGGACGCGUGUACGCCUAACAUCAACUUCAACAACAAUAACAACCAUUUGUCCUUGAGCCCAACGGUACACCCACCAACGGAGAAGAUGUCUGACUCACUGCAUACGAGCAUCGAUGAGCUGAUUGCCGGGGAGCAUGGCGUCGUCGACAGCGGCACCGACCAAAAAAAGAAUAAAGCCGCUCUUAGUGAACAACAAAGGGUAGCAGAUGAGAACCUAUUCUUGCGCUACCUUGAGUUGGACCCGAUGGAGGGCCCCGAGGCAGCACCGGCUUUGGCGCAGCGUAAAGCUUCCGGGAAUAAAACCACCGGAAGAACUCCGUUUACCAUGACAAGAGUGUUGCGUCGCGCGCCGAAGAGCGGGUUUGGGUUCAGCGUCGUGUGGACACAUCCUCCGCGGAUAGAAAGAGUGGAAAGGAAUCUACCCGCGGAUAAAGCCGGUAUUCAACCGGGGGAUUAUUUAAUUUUUGUUGACAAGCAUAAUGUUGUCAUGAUGCCCGAGAUUGAAAUUUUGGAUAUUAUUAGGUCCCAGGGUAAUACACUUACGCUAGAAACAUUCCGCCGUGAUGGAAACCGAAAUGGUUCUCUUCCACACGUAGAGAAACCCACUUUAACCCGAACAAUAGCCCAAAUUGAACGAUUAGAACGAACCGACAGCGUGAGCACCUCCUCAGUCUUGCCCCUGGGUAGCACCACUGCUCUGGCGCUGGGCAGCACCACCGGCCUACCCAUGAUGGCCUCAUCAAUGACCUCAGUGGCGGCUACUUCGGUACCGCACACGGCACCACGUAGGCCCUCCACCGUCUGCUCGACCAACACGGCAAGCGUCGAGUACAGCCGCAAGAAACUACACCUUCCACAAGUCACUUUCAGCUCGGAGCGACCGACGACUAGCGCGGAGGAGGCGCGACGGAAAGCGAUGUAUCAGCUCAUCGCCAGGGAGCAGCAAUAUUCCACCUCCAUGCAGUUUGCCAGCACACGCUACGUUCAAUCUCUUCUAGAAAGAAAAGACCUCAUUGCUCAACAGGAGCAUCGGACACUUUUUCAAAACUGUGACGAGUUAUUGAGAAUAUCUGAAGAAAUAAUUGAUCAUCUGAUACAAGUCGAUGGUGAUUACCAUACAGGGAGUCUGAUAAAGAUCUACGCCAGUAAACUGAAUGAGAUUGCAACGGCGUACAAGAGAUAUUGCUCUGGUAUCAAGAAGGCUGAUUGCGUGUUGGCGAAUUUAAUGAAAAACCCCGAGUUUUCUCGUUUUAUCACCACUCCGGCGAUACCACGCCGUCGGCCGGAUCUCACCGCAUUCAUUCAUAAGCCGCUGGAGCACUACAGGGAGAUUCUGAAACUAUUCAAUGUCAUCCAUGCCAAUACCAAGGCUAACCAAUCCGAUGAGUACAAUAUGGUUAAUCAUAUCGUACAUGAGUUACAAGUGAAUUACAGGGAAAUGACAUCACAAGCGGGUCUGAUGGAACCCGUGGGUGAAGGUCGGCCAUUGUUGUCCGUGCAGGAUUUGGAAACAAGAUUAGUUUUUACGAAAUGCAAGCCGUUUGUGUUAAGUAAACCCGGAAGACAAUGGAUUUUCGGUGGAGACUUAUCUCGAGUCGAGGGUAGGACCGUCAGACAGUAUUGGGCCCUGUUGUUUAGUGACAUCCUGCUUUUCGCGAAAGUGUCACGGGAUCGCGUGUUAUUCAUUUUGGAAGAACCACUGCCUCUAGCACAUAUUUCCGAUAUGUAUUUUAAUGUUCGGAAGAAAGAAAACGAAUUUCGCAUCAUUGUGGAACCUGGAGCUUCACCAGGCAAUCGCAACACGGCGGCAAGCAGCCCCACAGUGCACUGUGGGCCCGACCUAAGUCGAACACCUCGUAAAAACCCAAACAAACGCUGCAUCAUCCUGCGAACACCCACCGUAGAGCUCAAGGCAGUUUGGCAAAACUUAUUACAACGACAGAUCUUCCACAUAGGCGCUAGCGCCGGAGACGGCAGCGCGUACAGUAGCCCGUUGGAGUCGCCCGAAUGCUGCCAGCCGAUCACCGCGUCGGUGGUAACUCUGCAGUCGGCCGACUCGCUAUCGCGCCACCACCUGCACCACGCGCCACUGCAGCCGUCGACGCUGUCACGCCAGCAGCCGUCGUCGGGGCCGCUCGGCCAUCCGCAUCAUCAGGGCCGCACUUUGAACAACAAUAACAUAAAUCACAGCGAGAGCGAGACACGCAAACGUCUCGAUGAACUCAUCGAACACAAGUGCAAGCAGUUAGAGAAAUCCUCCAGCUCCAGUAAAAGCAACGCCAUUCAUCUGGAGCAAUGGAUGAAGGGUCAAUUCAAUGGCGACUCAACCAACAAUAACACAUUGAAAGAUCCAGAUGAUACAGACAACUACGAUGACUUUGACGAUGAAGAUGACAUCGAGACGUGGACAGAGGAUCAAAUCCGGAAACGAUCCGAAGAGUUGAAACUCAUUGAUCCCGGACCGACUACGACAAUGCACAUGAGAAGAACGGAAAGUAGAUGUGAGGAUCUCAUAGCUGAUGAUGAUCAAAGUCCUUCCAGAAGUACAAACACUACAGAGAGUCAGGUUACAGUACGCUCGAGCGCAGCUAUACCAGAAACCGUAUCAGUGUGUAAAAACUGUCAUCGAACUUGCUACAGCCAGGAGACACGCGUGCCCAUGGCAAAUGGCUACAAACCUCGAUCGGGGAUUGCUCCGCAAGCCAAGCAGGAGGAAGAUGAUGAUGACGACUGGCGUCCAUUGAUGUUGAUGGGUCUUAGUGCCGUCAACCCGGCAGCUUGUUUAGUUAAGUUAGACCCGUUUGCGAUGCCAUUGCCCAAAAUUGCCGUGCUACCUCCAACGCCAACGCCAACAUCUACUGAUCAAGCCCAAUACGCGGAACGACAAAGUGAACCUCGAGACUGUAACUGCAAUUGUUCAGCACCUGAUGUUAAAACCUUUGAAUUACCACUCAACAAGAGCUAUGAUAACUCCCCUGAUGAUUCUCCAGUGAACGAGGCUGAUGAGCAACCUUAUCAUUCUUUACACAGUUCAAAUUUAACCUUGAGAAGGUUUGGUACGGUCUCCAGCCUUGAAAGGGUAGGCAGUGAAGAAGAAGCUUACGAUUUGAAUUCAGAGAAUUCUGAGGAAAAUGAUAUCAAGACCACUGAUUUGACAGGGAUUGAUAAUGAAGGUUUUAAUAACACUCUGAUGACCUGGACUGCACGGGCGGGGAGUUUUGUUGCUGCAAAGAUGGCCUUCCUUGAAAAGCUUCCAGAAUAUCUUAAACAUGACAUGAUAAACGGCGAAGAUAUCCAAGAAGAAGAAACAAGUGGGGGAACAAGUGGAGAAGAAAUAUGGGGUACCCCUACAAGUGGUGGGGAAUUGGAUGAUCCCUUAAGUUCCCCACAAGAUUAUGACCAUCAAUCCCCAAAUGGAGGGUCUUUAUCUUCAAAUGAAGAUACUGAGUUGAUGAUGGAUGAACUCCUGAUGACCCCACCUGUGACCAGUUCAAAUAUUCGAGGUUUGCUCCCAAGGAGGACUCUGGAACCUUUAAUGGAGGAAGAGUUCUCGGAUACCUAUACAACUUCGGAGUCAUCUGCGUCUUCUUCACCCACACCUACGGAACCAUCCGUUUCUCCCGAGCAGGGCAGCGGAACUGGCGGUGCUGCUGACGAAUGUUGGUCUGCUGCCGCGACACCGUUGCCGCCGUCUUCGACUACAAGCGUGCGGGCGGCAAGCGGCGGCGUGCCGAGAAGUUCAAGCGGAUCCGGUACGCGGCUGGGGAUAGCAUCGCUUCGAUCGACUGCUACGAUACCGCCAGCGAGUGCGCGCACUUCUAUCGCGAAGGCGGCGAGCACGUUGGCGGCGGUGCGCCGCUUGCAAUGCAGCUCGAGCAACCAAGGCUGCGACAACAACUUGCCGGUAGUUACCAACAGCGGUGUUACCAGUCCGGUAAUGGAACCGGCGGCGGUGGUAGCGGCAACGGACGCGCCACUCACGCCGAUAUCCAUCAAACGCUCGGACAGUUAUCAGAAGAUUAUCGAGGCGGCGGACGACAGCGUGGGGUUCUUCACGCGUUUCCGCAAUCGGCCCAGCAUGAAGUAUCUAAAUAUUGAACGGAUUCCUCCUACCAAAGGGGUUAAAUUCUUGGAAUUCUUCAACGUGCGAAGAGAGCGUAAGAUCUACGAAACCUUCCCAGGAGGAAAACAUCUCAUCAAGGUCUUCAGUCGCGAGGGGGAUGACUCGGACGAUGUCCCCACUUCUUAUUCGGAGAAUCCUGAACUUCAACAACGUAUCAAGCAAGAACGUCAAUUAGAUCGUCGUUUCUGGAAGCAGCUGAGCAAACGUCGCAAUUCGAACUCUCCCAACCGCCAAACGAACUCGACCACAUCGAGCAACUUCUCACCGUCUCCGGUGCUCCCCUCGAACAAGCACCAAGUCGUCUCGGAGAAAACGAAACAUGUGCAACCACUAUCGGCCUAGUCUUGUAACACUGUAUAAAAAUCGUCACUACACGCAAAAGUAUUACUAGUUUACUAAAUCUAAACAAAUCUAAAACAAGCAAAAAUUACUAAUUACCUAAACUCACACAAGGAGAAUAACAAAGAUACACAUAUAACUAGUUAACUAUUGAUUAAGGAAUUUUAAAAACGAAUUUGCCUUGUAUUUAUAGCAAAACACUUAUUAUGCCAUCAUUACCUUUAAAUUAACUUUUAAUCAAUUCUAGCAAUUAAAACCAUGGAGUCCAAUAUGAAACCACGAUCAAAUCAUAUUUCGAAUCAAAACAUUAUUCAACCAAACAAACGUAUUGUAUACCAAAUAAGACGAGACUAACGAGUCAAUCAAUUAUUAUUAUUAUUAAUAUUAUUACUAGUUUAGAUGCGUGAGUGAGACAAGAUUCAGCAAAGAAAGCCGAAUCUUGGCCUUUCGUAUUUGUUAACAUGUUAACAUUGUCAUUUGUAGUGUAACGUUAAGGGGAAACGAGUGAAACAUUCAUCCGUCACAAUUUUCUUGUGAUAUAAACUUGAAAACAAAGAAAACAAACAAAAAACUUGCUAAAUACAUUUCUGUUAUAUAUUGA